AUGCAUUUCAUCAAGCUUGCCACCGGCACUUGCAUCAUCGCAGCCACCAGCUCGGCUGCUCAGCUGAGUCAGACACAGUCUUACGAGCAGGUCUCCAACAUGACUGUCAGUGCCAUCGUCAAUGACUUCCGCUACAACGGCGAUGUCACCGUCCUUCGUGGCCUCAUCGACAUUGCCUUUGCCGCGCUCCAGUCCGAAGCUGCUCUGGUUGCAUCUUGUCUCCAGUCCAGCAGCUCUUCCACUGGAAAAGGCGGUCCACCUGCUACCUCGCCACCAACUUCCAGUUCCAUCCUCAACCCCGUCAUCCCCAAUCCACCACCUCUCAGCGUUCCAGUGCCCGUCCCAGCUCCAGCUCCUCCAGCGGCACCUCCAGCUGGUCAACCUGCCUCACCACCAAACAACCUACCAACGGGCCAGCCUCCUAUCGCCACUCCUCCCAUUGUUGCACCUUCCAUCGCUGCUCCUCCAGCUUCGCCAGCCCUUCCAGCAACUGCCGCAUCUCCUGCAGGCAACAAUGUCCAGCCGCCAUCAUCACCUUCUGGAUUCAGCAACUCACAAGCAUCCAACCCAUUGUCCAACCAAGGCAGCUCCGGCUUCUUGACCUCACUUGUUCCCAACUCACGUCCAAGCCUCAAUGGAUCCACCAGUAGCUCUAACCUUUCCGGUCUUUUGAGCCCUGGUGGCUCGGGCUCUUCUGGCCCAAUCACUGCUGGAGGAAGCAACGCUCUUGGUGGUAUCGUGUCAGGAGUCAACAGCGUCGCUGGUGGUGCACUUUCUGGAGUCGGCGGCCUUGUGUCUGGCGUCCUCGGUGGCUCUGCUGCUACACCUGCUGCUGGAGCAGGAGGUCUCGUUUCCAAUGCCGCUGGAGCUGCCGGUAACCUUCUCUCAGGGGUUGGCGCUGCUGCUACUGGUAUUCUCGGUGGUGUUGCCAGUGCUCUACCAGGCCCUCUAGGAGGCGUCGUUUCUGGAGUCAACAGUCUUGCAGGCGGAGUUCUGUCUGGAGUCGGAGGUAUUGUGUCCAAUGUCGGCGGCGCUGCUGGUUCUCUUCCAACAGCUGUCGGUGGAGCUGUAUCGAACGUCGGCGCAGGUGUUGGAGGUGCUUUGACAGGGGUCGGAGGUGCUGUCACUGGCGCAGUUGGAGGGGUCGCUGGAUCCUUGCCUACCCCUCUCGGCGGUGUUGUGUCUGGAGUCGGGAACGCAGCAGGCGGAGCCGUUUCUGGUGUUGGAGCUGCCGUCUCAGGUGUUGCCGGAGGACUUGGUGGAGCAGUUGGUGGUCUACUCGGCGGUCUUCUUGGAGGCGGUGCCUUGCCGUCCUCUAUCACCGGCACACCCAGCCCAGUCUCUGGAGUCAUCGUCAGCGCUACCAAUGGAGCCGUCGCCACUUGCACGGAUCUCAUCUGCCUUCAAGCAUCUCUUCCCGGUCUCUUGGGCUUGAACGUCAACACCAUUCCCACCGGUGGCUCUGGUGGUUCUCUACUCGACGUCGGUGUCAAGGUCCUUGGAGGUGGCAAUGCACCUGCUGCUGCACCUGCCGUCACUACCAACAUCAACGCCAUCAUCUCUGCUGCCAGUCAAGUUUCAUCGGUCAUCAGUGCAAGUCAAUGCAACAACCUCAUCUGUCUUCAGGCUUCUCUUCCAGGAGUCAUCAGUCUGAGCGCCGGUGCCAUCCCAACAUCCGGUGCAAACCUCGGCAACCUUCUCGGAGUUGGUCUCAAUCUCUUCGGUGGUGGUCAGGCGCCCACUAUUGCCACCGUUGCUGCAGGUACUGGCUCGGCCCUCGUCGCUGCUGUCACUACCUCAGUCUCCAUUACCCCACCACCAACAGCUGGACAGCCUGCACCAACUGGACAGUGGGUUCCAGUGACCUCAUGGAUGUACAUUGCUCCUGGUGGCUUGGGUCUCUGA
Aureobasidium namibiae CBS 147.97 is the source of this 1905-nucleotide messenger RNA. RefSeq lists its product as uncharacterized. NCBI's taxonomy places the organism in Eukaryota, Fungi, Ascomycota, Dothideomycetes, Dothideales, Saccotheciaceae. The record is from RefSeq and is a predicted model, not a curated record. Bases 1 to 1905 code for a protein of 634 amino acids. The transcript has a single exon.